AUGGUGGAUCUCAUCACGAAUGUUACCUGGUUUGUUUGGAAGAUUCGAGACCACCCGAUCGGCCGUGGUAAAUAUCUACCAGGUUAUAUCGCCGACAACUACGGUCUUAACGCGCUGGAAAAUAAUGCGAAAACCGGUAAACCGUACGAAGAUAAUCUGUGUUUCUUCCGCUGUCUGGCUCUCCACAAUGGUUGCCAUACUAAGAACCUAGAAAGAGAUACCAAGUACUAUUACCAACGGUAUCGAGAAGCUGGUCUCGCUAAAAAGAAAUUUCAUGGUGUCAAGAUAAGUGAACUAGACUACCUAGAAAAAUUGUAUGAACUGAAUAUUCAAGUAUACAGUCUCGCGCCUACUCAGAGCCACAGUGAAGACGAAGACAAUGAAGAAAAUACUCCCGAGAUUGCCGCCACCCUGCUUCGCCGCUCACAUCGCCACUACUCCAGCACGCUUUACUUGAACUUGUACGAAAACCAUUUCUCGUAUAUUAAAGACCUGGCCCGGUACAGUAAAUCCUUCUGCUGUUCAAGAUGUGGCAAGUACUGGAAGAAAUCGUCUAGACUGAAUAGACACGAAAAGACCUGUGACGGCAAAGUCCAGCUCAAGUACCCAGGCGGAGCUUACCAUGUCCCUAAAACUGUCUUUGAAGAAUUAGAAGACGAAGGUAUUGUCGUUCCUGAAGAAGCCCACUAUUUUCCUUACAGAGCCACCUUCGAUUUUGAAUGUUACUUUGACAAGAAGAAAGCUCAAGAAUUAAAGAACACUGAAAAGUUAACCUGGCAAUCCGCCCAUGUGCCCUUAAGUGUAAGUGUGUGCAGUAACGUGCCUGGUUACCAAGCACCUAAAUGUUUCGUGUCAGAGGGAGAUUCAGACCUACUUCUUAAAGAGUUUGUGCAGUGCCUCGCCACGAUUAGCACCAAAAGUUCAUCCCUGCUCCGCCAAAGGUACGCAGAAGUAUUUGAAGCUCUUGAAACCGCAAGAGGCCCGAAUAACAGUGAAUCCCACGAAGACCGAUUAGCGCAAAUUCUGGUAGACAUCCAGGAGGGCAGUCAGAAUUACAAUGAAGUUGACAGUGAAGAAGAGAGCGAAGAUCAAAGUAGCGACAUUGAUUUAAUGGCGAGUGAUAAUGAAGGAGAUGAAGAAGAAGAAAUUGAACCGGAGAAUGAAGAAGACCACGCGUUUCUCGAUGAUGAAAUACAAGAACAGGAAGACGUCUCCUUUUAUAGAAGAUUGAACGUUGAAGUGGACAGAGAAAGAAGACAGCAACUGAGACAGACGCGGGACCAGUUAGAAGAGUUACAAGAUAUUGUAGGUGGGUCAGAGGACGUCAGUGACCACAAAGUCCUCAGUCAACUAGAGGAGAAACUGAACGCCUAUAUACAAGAACUGCCAGGGUUGGGUUUCAAUUCCGGAAAGUACGACCUGAAUGCCUCCAAAGAAUUCCUGUUCCCGUACCUCAUCAAGCAUCAGCCCGUCAAGUUUACUGUGAAAAGGAAUAAUAAUCAUAUGUGUAUCAAGAGAGACUCUUUAAAGUUUCUGGACAUCUCUAAUUAUCUCGCUCCAGGGUUCAGCUACGAUCAGUUCCUGAAAGCGUACGAGUGCGAACAGACCAAGAGAUUCUUCCCAUACCAAUGGCUAGACUGUUUGGAUAAAUUAGAAGAAACAUCGCUACCCCCUCACGCUGCCUUCUACUCAAGUCUGAAGAACGCUAACAUCACGGGUGAAGAGUACCGAUACUGCCAGCAAGUGUGGGAAGACAAUGAAAUGUCCACCUUUAAAGAUUUCUUGGUUUGGUACAAUAAUCUGGAUGUAGUACCUUUCCUCGAGGCAGUAGAGAAAAUGAGUCAAUUCUGGCAAGAGAGAAAGAUUGAAAUGUUUAAAGAUGGGAUUUCUCUGCCUGGUCUCACCCUCAAGUACCUCUUCUCAUACCUCUCACCUCAAACGUACUUCAGUCUCUUCGAUCAAGCGAACAGUGACCUCUAUCACUUGAUCAAAGACAACAACACGGGCGGCCCCUCAAUCAUCUUCCACCCAUAUCAUGAAGCCGGCAAAACAAAGAUCAGAGAAGCAGAGGAAGGCGAGGCUGCUAAGCUGUGUGAAAAGAUCGUGGGCUAUGACGCGAAUGCUUUGUACCUCUGGGCUAUUAUGCAGAACAUGCCAACGGGAAGUUACACGCGACGCCUAGCAGAGAAUGAGUUCAAACCGAAAAGUUCUGUACGCAUGGCUAUUGAAUGGUUGGAAUGGGUGGCGCACAAAGAGGGAAUUCACAUCCGACAUCAGUUAAACAAUACAGAAAAGCGCAUCGGUGGUCAUAAACUUCCCGUCGACGGUUUCAACGCGCAGACGCAAACUGUGUACCAGUUUCACGGCUGUUAUUGGCACGGCCAUGAUUGUGCUCUCAACCGCGGAAAAGAGUUUAACGAGAAACGAAACAAACCUAUGACGGAACUGCUGGAAGAAACUAGAGCCAACACCGAGUAUAUUCGAAGCAAAGGCUACCGUGUCGUGGAGAUGUGGGAGUGUGAAUGGCGCCGGAUGAAGAAAACGAAUCGUGAAUUACAGCGAUUUAUUGCCACCGAAGUAAGAAGAACCCUCGACAAAGUCAAGAUCAUGAGCCCGGAGCGAAUAUUGAGCGAGGUGCGAAAUGAGCGUUUGUUUGGGUGCGUGGAAGUAGAUAUUCGUGUGCCUGAGCAUUUGAGAGAGAAAUUCAGUGAAAUGUGCCCGAUCUUCAAGAACACAGAAAUCAGCCGCGAUGAUAUUGGAGACUUCAUGAAAGCGUACGCAGAAGAGCAUAACAUCAUGGCUCAACCCCGUCGCAGUUUGAUCGGGAGCAUGAAAGGAGAAAAAAUCUUGUUGGCCACACCCCUCCUCAAAUGGUACUUAGAACACGGCCUGGAAGUCACCAAAGUCUACCAAGUGGUUGAAUUCACCCCUGAGCCCUGCUUCAAACCCUUUGGAGAUGCGGUGUCAGACGCGAGGAGAGCCGGAGAUGCGGACCCCAGUAAAGCCAUCAUUGCAGAUACCAUGAAACUG
Molecule: messenger RNA, 3030 nt
Organism: Porites lobata
Lineage: Eukaryota; Metazoa; Cnidaria; Anthozoa; Scleractinia; Poritidae
Source: the annotation of a GenBank genome assembly